This is a messenger RNA of Drosophila biarmipes, 1267 nucleotides long. Its product is annotated as putative nuclease HARBI1. The record is from RefSeq and is a predicted model, not a curated record. The coding region runs from base 74 to 1135 and encodes 353 amino acids. NCBI's taxonomy places the organism in Eukaryota, Metazoa, Arthropoda, Insecta, Diptera, Drosophilidae. The transcript is spliced from 2 exons.
UAUUAACCAUUAACGUAGAAUAUUAUUUCGAGAGAACAGCUGUCAAUGAUUUCUAAGCAAACAACAAACAAAAAUGAAUUUAAAUCGCGCCAUUUACCUUCAUUCGAUGGAGGACUCUGAUGAAGAAGUAGCAGUAAGGCCCCGGAAACCUAGAGUUUAUAAAACCAGACCCAACUUUUUUGAGGACAUGGAGGACGAUGAGUUCGUGUCUAAGUUCCGAGUUUCGAAGGCUACCUGCUCCCUACUUUUGAAGAAAAUAGGAAAGAAGAUGGAGCACCUAACAUCAAGGAACUAUGCCCUGAGUCCCGAUGAAAAACUGCUGUUGGCCCUACGAUUCUAUGCCUGCCGAAAUUUUUUAGAGGCCGUUGGUGAUGAGCACAAGUUGAGUACAUCCUCGGCGUGUCGAGCGGUUAAGGAAGUUUCUCUGAACAUAGCCGCGCUGUCCAGAGAAUACAUCAAGUUCGGGGAUCCCGAAGAAGUCGUAGAGGAUUUCGAAAGAAUAUCUAAAUUCCCCAACGUGAUGGGCGCUGUCGGCUGCACACACAUUCGGAUUAAAUCUCCAGGUCAGCCCCAAGAUGAAGCGCUUCGCAACCGAAAAGGACACUUUUCACUUAAUGUGCAGGCGGUUUCGAAUGCAGAGUUGAUCAUUCAGGAUUUGGUCGCAAGAUGGCCGGGCUCCACCCAUAAUCACACCAUCUUUGACAACAGUCGAUUGAAGCACAGGUGGGAGUCCGGGGAAUUCGAAAAUAACUUCCUUUUGGGAAAGGGUUACGCAUCAAGCAAAUAUAUGAUGACCCCCGUCAAAAAUCCUAGCACAGAGGCGGAAAAACAUUACAAUGUGUCCCAGCUCUCGGCCCACAACGCCAUUUCCAGAUGUUUUGAGGUUUGGAAACAACGAUUUCCCGUGUUGUCCUACGGAAUGCGAAUCAAUAUUGAUACUGCGAAAGUGGUGAUCGUCGCAUGUGCUGUGCUCCACAACAUUGCCAUCCAGGAAAAAGACCCACUGCCUCCAGCCCCUAUCGAGCAGGAUGUGGCUCUCGACAGGCUUGAGGAGGACGAGGAAUUUGAUGAACAAGUACAUGUCGUGGAUGAGCUUUAUAGAAACAAUUUAAUUAGUAAAUAUUUUGAGAGGUGAUACUAUUAGCAUAGGUCUUAGGGUAGGUUUUAAGAAUAAUCGGCAUCAUUCCUUCGGAGGGUCCUGCAAAAGUGUAAUAAUAGUAAAGUAGCAUUUACUUUUUAACAUAUAUAUGAAAGUUUUGGUUCCUUA